AUGGACUACGCCCUUUGUGAGGCUUCCCGGCACAACAUGGAAGGCAUCACCAGGGCCGUCACCUUCUAUGAUAUCAACUGUCAAUACAACAAACACUUUCGGGUUUGGGUGGAUCGAGGUCGAUUUCUAGAAAUGGCACCGCAACUAACCAUCAUUCCUGGAAUUGGGUUGUGGCACGUUCAUGGCCAUCAGGACAGCUGCUAUGUCCGAUAUGCAUCUAACUUUAUUGAAGGCAUUGGUCGGAUCGAUGGAGAGAUCAUGGAGACGCUAUGGGCACAGCUCAAUCUGAUUUCCCCUGCUGCUCAGGGAAUGUCAUCUCCGCACCAAAAGGAAUGCCUUGAUUAUCAGAUGAAUGACUCCAAUUUCUGCAAGAUGAUUCGCAUGAAAAGGACUCUAUGCUGGAAAUACAAGCUGGCGAGGAAUGGCAUCUCGGAAAGUGGAAAGGCAUUCGACAGACUCGAUGAAGCAGCACCGGCACAUUUGAAGACAGAAUGGUUAGCCAGGGAGAGGAUAGCUCAGUCAAGCAGAUUGAAUGAUCCUUCAGCGGAGCCCCUUCAGUGA
Messenger RNA from Suillus discolor, 561 nucleotides. RefSeq lists its product as uncharacterized. Lineage: Eukaryota; Fungi; Basidiomycota; Agaricomycetes; Boletales; Suillaceae. The record is from RefSeq and is a predicted model, not a curated record. The coding region runs from base 1 to 561 and encodes 186 amino acids. The transcript has a single exon.